This is a messenger RNA of Doryrhamphus excisus (bluestripe pipefish), 4416 nucleotides long. The record is from RefSeq and is a predicted model, not a curated record. Lineage: Eukaryota; Metazoa; Chordata; Actinopteri; Syngnathiformes; Syngnathidae.
CUAUCUAUCUAUCUAUCUAUGUAACAAUACUGACACCUAGUGACCAGUGUAGAAUACUACAUAUCAUCGCAACACCUUUGAAUGUAUAUCUUCUGAAUGCCCAGUCGUUUUUAUGCUCGAAAAUGCUUAAUUUAGGCGAAAAGUAUGUAAUAUUAGCUUGAGUAAUAGGUUGUAUUCAACCAUGAAACAGCAGUAGUUUAUUCAUGAAUAUCUAUUUUUGAAAAUCUGUGAAACUGCUAAAUUUGUAUGGUGAAGUGGCGAGUGGAUUAUUACGGAUUAUGUGGCUUCAUUAGCAAUUGUGGAAAUAAUUGACAUUUUAUUGUUGUUCUAAGCCACCGCUAGUAAUAUAUACUAGACGAUGGUGUUGUUGUUGUAUACUUUGGUUGGAAAACAAUGUCAUCUUGAGCCGGUGAUUCCGCAGCAUUAAUUUAUGGUAGCGCUUUCUCAACUGCCACAAGUGCAAAAACAAGUUACGCACAAAUCACUGAGAAAGUUGGAGGCAUACUUUUCCAGACAAAUUUGGCCUGAUCCUGAAUAGUACCACCUUAGGGGCGUUCCGCUUGAAGGUGAUGAUACGUGGUUUGACGAUGUAAAGUGUUUGGUUAGAAAGCUUUUUUAUUGCAGUGUAAAAUACACUCUUGGGAAAGCAAAAACCUGCAGUGGCAAACGAAGAACACAUGUCUGUCCAAAGCCUUCAGGUUCUGAUGUUGAGCCAGCGGGCCGGGUCGGGUGCUACUGGACUUUUGUCACCUGAUUUCCUCGCUUCCACUAGAAGAAGCACACACGUCUAAUUGGAGUUGGCUGCAAAGAGGAACAUAAAUGAAGAGAGACAAGCUGCAAAUCUCAGUAAUGGUCCCGCAGGCUUUGUUCUCUCCCUACGCCGAGCUGAAAGUGGAUAGAAAUGUCGAGCGUGUUGCUCGGGAGCUGAGAGAUUCCUCAGUCGCACGCCGGUUCCAGAAGAAGCAGAACCAGCGGCAUGAAAAGAAGGUGGGACAAUGCCCUCCUGUGUUUGUGCACAUCGGGAAAAGCUCGGCUUACUUUUUUUUUUUUCUUCCUGUUGUCGGCAGUCAUGAAUAGAAUGUGUGCGUUGGUGCACGCACACACCGAUGUUGUGUGUUCUAUGAGGUAACGUGGAGCACCUCGCUGUUCACUGGAAGGGGGGGGGGGUUAUUGUGAGGAGCUUGGGCGUAGCUGAGAAACUUGCACUCGCAGGAGUCUGGAACAAAGGAGCUGAGCACCGCCGCCUCCCAGCCAUGGCUUCUCAGGCCAGCUACGGUCGCAACAUGCUGUUCCAGACCAUCGACAACGACCUGAACGCAUCGCUGGCUACCGCAGACGAGUUGUCCAAAGAGUUCAGCUCCCUGCUGCAGGAGGCCUCGAGUACCAGAAACGCACAAAUCCCCCCACAGCCCACCGUGACGGUGUCUAGCCCGUCCAACACGUUGAGGGGGUCCAGCAGUUGGAGCAACGGCGCCCCCACCUCCGUGCCUUACACCGCCACCGCAGCAACCCUCCACCCAAUGGACUCAAUCAUCUCCAUCAGCAAAAGCGCCCCGACCUCCCCGGCGCACUCCAUCAGCCCGCUCUCCUCCCCCAAGAUCAGCAGGGCGCACUCUCCCCUCCCCCGGGGCGGCCCCGACAGCUACUCGUACCGCCAGAUGAGCCCCAAGCAGUCGCCCGGCAGCCCGAGGCGGAGCUCACCAUCACGCUACGACAGGAGCCCCCGCGGCUCGCUGAGUUACGGCGAGAGGAGCCCCUCCCCGAGCCCCACUGCCGCCUCCCACCUCCCCUCACCCGUUCACCUGAACCCCUACGACAGCGGGCAGAUGGGUCACAGGUCGCCCCGGCCCGACAGAGGCCCUUCCCCUUUGUUGUUACAGCAACCGCAGGCAGACACGCUUCAGAGACAUUUUCUUUUCAGGCUGCCUGAUGAGGGCACGCAGAGGCAAAAGAGUCCUGGCAAGUGGAAUGAGACGGAUCUGGACAUGUCCUACGACAGCAAGCCUCACCACACCUAUGACAAAAACGAGUGGAUAAGAUCGUCAGUGCCGAACAGCAACUGGAAAGAGUCCAACCUGGAUGGCCCUCCUCCGGCGCCCAGCCCCAAAAAGAGUCAUCGCUCUCAACCUCCCCAGUUCUCCUACGGUUCCCUGUCCCGGAAUACCCGGGUGUCCGUACCUCCCGACGUCGCAUCCCCAACCCAGCUUCAUCCAUACCCUCAGCCCAUUAUCUCCCGCAUUUCCAUCCCGCCUGUUUCCACCCAGUCCCGUCAGCGCAGGCCCAUCCCGCUCUCUGUCAUCAUGCGUCUCCAGAACCCUCACUGGGGCGGCAUGUCUUACCGUUCCCCCGGAGACUCCCGGGAGGUACCCUUCCAGCCUGCGGUGUCCAGGAACUUCUCCAACCAGCCGGGAAUCCAGACCCCGCCGCAGCCCCCUGAGCUGAGACAACCGGCGGUUUACAGCGAUGCCUUGAAUCCGGGUGAUAUCGAUGCAGAACUGUCCCGACUGGACUUAGUUCAUCACAUGCCAAUGAUCAAUGAGGGCGAGCAGAGCAUGCAGGCCCCACCCCGGCCCCUCAGCCCCACCAGGCUUCAGCCUAUGGUGGCUCCAGAGGCCCAGAGCCAGGAGAUCCCCGAUCUGGAGGAGGUGCUCCGUCUCCGAGCAGAGAUCCCCCGGCCCCUGAAGCGGCGGGGCUCUGUGGACCAGUUGCGGCCCCUGAAGAAGGCCUCCCACUACGAGCCCAACCAGUACAAGAACCUCAUCAACAAGCUAUUCCAGCGCAAGGGCCGCCGACACAAGGGCGAGCAGGGGAGCGAGACCAGCAGCUCGUCGGAGGGGGAAGACAACAGCGCCGCUCUUCCUCCACCAGCUCCCCCCCAGACCUCCUCCACCGAGGACAGCAGAUCCUUCUUUCUGUUUCAGAACUAUCAUUCCAUCCUGCGUCGGUCCAACCGGGACCGCAAAAGUUCUGGGAGACGAGCUCGCCUGAGCCCGCUGGUCCUAGCGCUGGAUGGGGCACUCAUGGGCGAGCUGGAGACGGUGCAGCGGGCCAUACAGGAGAUGCAAGACCCGAGCCAGCCUAACGACGAGGGCAUCACCGCCCUUCACAAUGCGAUCUGCGGGGGCCAUUACAACGUGGUGGACUUUCUGGUUCGUAUCGGGGCCAACAUCAGCUCACCAGACAGCCAUGGAUGGACUCCGCUACAUUGCGCCGCAUCGUGCAAUGACCGACACUUGUGCGAGUUCCUGGUGAGGAACGGCGCGGCUGUCAUGGCCAUGACGGAGAGCGAUGGUGCCACCGCCGCCCAGAAGUGCGACCCUUAUGCCAUUGGCUUUGAAGCGUGCGAGACUUUCCUUAGAGGUGUGGAGGAGGUCAUGGGCAUCGAGAACAGCGGCGUGCUGUACGCUCUCUGGAGCUACCCGGCUCAGGCGUCUGAUGAGCUGAGCUUCCGAGAGGGAGACAUGGUCACCAUCCUGCAGAAGCACAACGCCUCCGACUGGUGGUGGGCCUCACUGUGCGGCCGCGAGGGCUUUGUGCCCAGCAACUACUUUGGCCUUUUCCCAAAGGUGCGGCCCAAGUCUCUGUCGUAAAUGUGGACCACUCGCUUGAGCCAAGAUGCUGAUGUGUUAUAAAAGUGUGUUGGAAUUGUGUGUGUGUGAGAUGUUUGAAGGACAUGUUUCAGUAUUGUUUAUUGUGUUACUUUGCUGUGGGUUGUUUUUACAACCGUUCGAGAACUUCCUGUCACAUGUUUGCAAAAAGGAAGUUAGCAUUCGGUCCAAGCACAGUGCUCAGACAGAAACACAAUCAUACUUCGAUUUUCCAGCGCCCCAGUUUUUGUAUAAUUGUUUUUUGUUUUUUUUGUCAAAAUUUUCUCCUGGUAACAAAACUGUUUGCCGUACCCAAACAAAGUACCCUACACGACUGCUAAAUAACCCACCAUGGGGCUAAAUAAAGUUUCAGUGCCAGCAAUUUGAUAUAAAAGGUGAGAAAAUAUGAUCGAAUUGAAGAAAGAACUCUAAGUAUUAAGACGGCAUACCGGCCACACCUCCUCUCCCUCCACUCCUCGCCAACUUCGCUGACAAUUAUUUCUCUGUUUUCUUAUUUCAGCAACCUUCCCUGUACCUUCCCUGUUAAAAUGUUUAGUUUGCACCCACAGAGGCCAAAAAAGAAUGUGUGUGUUCUGUGACUUUAAAAUGUAUUUUUGUUGUGUGUAUUUCCACUGCUUCAUUGGAGAUGGUUGGUUGUAUAAUAAUAAUAAUAAUAAUAAUAAUAAUAACAAUAUACACUUAUUCACACUAGGUAAACGUCAUUCCCUGCAAUGGUUAAUUUAAUGUGCAAUGUCCAUCCAUGGCCACUAGGCGGUGUCAUGUCAUCAAGUAUUAAAAUGUCUGCUUCUGAACGCUUCAAGCUUUGUGU